Messenger RNA from Gastrolobium bilobum, 900 nucleotides. RefSeq names its product hevamine-A-like. Gene Ontology annotation, cellular component: extracellular region. Gene Ontology annotation, molecular function: chitinase activity. Lineage: Eukaryota; Viridiplantae; Streptophyta; Magnoliopsida; Fabales; Fabaceae. Bases 1 to 900 code for a protein of 299 amino acids. The transcript has a single exon. Gene Ontology annotation, biological process: carbohydrate metabolic process. The record is from RefSeq and is a predicted model, not a curated record.
AUGGCUUCCAAUGUGGUCAUUUCACUAGCAAUACUAGCUUUAUCAGUGCUAAUUCUAGCAGUAAGUUCAGAUGCUAGUGGGAUUGCUAUUUACUGGGGUCAAAAUGGAAACGAGGGAACCUUGGAAGAAACUUGUUCUUCUGGGUACUAUGCUUUUGUGAACAUAGCUUUCCUAGCUGCAUUUGGGAAUGAUACAACUCCUGUUUUGAACCUCGCAGGCCAUUGUGUCCCUUUAAACAAUGGAUGUGCCAAUUUGAGUUCUGAUAUUAAGUCAUGCCAAGCCAAGAACAUCAAGGUAAUGCUCUCCAUUGGAGGAGAAACUUUUAAAAAUUAUACUCUUACUUCAGCUGAGGAUGCUAGGCAACUUGCAACGUACUUGUGGAACAACUUCUUGGGUGGACAAUCCUCCUCACGACCACUUGGGGAUGCUGUCUUGGAUGGAAUUGAUUUUGUCAUUGAAGGUGGCCAAGUUCAGUACUGGGAUGAGCUUGCAAGGAACCUCUCAAGCUACAGCAACCAAAGCAAGAAAGUGUACUUAACUGCUGCUCCACAAUGUGUUUUUCCUGAUGCUAGCCUUGGAGCUGCUCUCAAUACAGGCCUAUUUGACUAUGUUUGGGUUCAAUUCUACAAUAAUCCACCCUGUCAAUACACUGCGGGAAAUGCAACUUAUCUUCAAAAUUCUUGGGAAAUAUGGACUUCAAGCAUUCCUGCAGCUAAUAUUUUGUUAGGCCUACCAGCUGCACCUAAUGCUUCUAUAGGUGGAUUCAUUCCUCCCUCUAACCUGAUUUCAGAAGUUCUUCCAGCCAUUAAGAAUUCAACUAAAUAUGGAGGAGUGAUGCUUUGGUCGAAGUACUAUGAUAAUCUCACUAACUACAGCUCCUCCAUAAAGAACUAUGUUUGA